UGCAAUGCCACUGUGAGAAAAUUUCGUUCUCACAACUCAGUUCCCAUAACAAAUCUAACUUCUAAGACAACAAACAAAUGUACACAAUCAAAACAUUGAUUGGUUCUCAAAACAUUCGGCUACAAAUUGCAACCUAGCAUCUUAUCCACCUGACUAUAAAUAUAAGUCGCUUGAUUAUAAUUACGCUUUUUCUGUCUAGUUCUCGUCUCGUGGAGACAUUAUAAUCAGAUAAAAUAAACUACUAUAUAUAAUAAAACAGUGAUUUUUAUAUUGCAUGAUUUUAUAUUGCAUAUACGCGGAUAAUAAAAUUAUAAUAUCACAAAACAGUGAUUUUUAUAGCAUAUUCGCGCCUAACAAAAUUAACUGGUGGCAGCGGUGGGAUAGUCGCGAGUUUUCCCAAGUGAAAUUGUGUAAAAUUCACCCGUGACUAUCUUUGGAGCGAACUAGGCUCCCAACAAAUAAAAAAAAAAAAGUGAUAAAACGUGGAAAAUCUGGAGAAAGUUGUCCUCUAGAAAACGAGGGCAGCCAUCAGGCAGUGCAUCUUUAGUCUGUGGGAAGCAGAUCUGCCCAACGGUGGAAAUUUAAUUUGUGAAAGUUGUCUUCCUUUAGCGAGGGCAGCCAACAGGUAGCGUCAUCUUUACUCCGUGUGAAGCGGAAGCUACCCAUCGGUGGAGCAACAAUCAAAACCAACGCUACUGACUGGUUACGCAGCAGAGUUGCAGUCAACCCUUUGCAGAUUCCUGUUAGCAGAAUUGCAGUCAACCCUUUGCAGAUUCCUGUUAGCAGAAUGUUCCUGACAACAUUGUACAUUGUCUGGUUCAUCUCCCUCGCAGGACUCGGAACUUUAAUCCAAGGGGAUGUAACGGUUAAACCUAUCAACUACCCCGGAGCCUUCUUCAAUUAUAUUUCUGACUUAAAAUUCGUCGACCAACAAUUAAAACUGAUUAAGGUUAUAGAUUUAAGUGAAUUUGAAAUGCAAUUGAGUAAUGUAAAGGUUUUGCUUAAUAAUGUAAACGAAUUAUGUACUAGUAAAAUAGCCGCUUGUAAAAACUUGAAGUUAAACGGAGAACUUCAGGUGAAACGGCUGGGUCAUAACAUAAAUACAGUAUACGGUUUAUUAGGCCUAACUCCAAAUAUUAGAUUACGUAGGGGAAUAGCGAAUUGGGUUGGUGGUUCUCUAAAAUUCCUUUUUGGUAGUAUGGAUUCUGACGAUUUCGAUCAAAUCCAGAAUGCUAUUCAUAGUAUCGAGCGAAAUGAAUUCAACAUCAGUAAAGGUAUGAUGAAAAACACAUAUUUGAUGAAAGAAAUAAACAAGCAAUCUAAAAUAAUAAGCACCGAGCAAAACUCGAUUCGUCUAAAAAUUAACGAAAUUAUAGAGGAAAUUAAACUAUUUAGCAACGUGAGUAAUGAGCACGAACAACAACUUAGCUUGCAAGUUUAUUAUGAAGACAUAUAUUCCAAACUUUACCAUAAAAUUGAAGUUUUAGAUUUGCAAAUAGAAAUACUUAGAGAUAGUCUACUCUUCAUUCAGGCCGGUAUUUUACAUCCUUUUAUCCUCGAACCAGAACAAUUAGUUGAAGAACUUAAUAACAUCAAAGAGAAGGACGAUUUAGCAAUAAGUCCUUUGAUUGGCAACUAUAAAUUUAUAACUAAAGAUUUGCAACUUUCGGCAUAUUUAAAACAGAAGAAAAUUUUCGUAGUAAUAUCCAUGGAUAAGGUCACUCGCCAACACUUUGAAUUAUACGAAACUGUUGUAUUCCCUUAUAUAAGAACUAACGUUGUUAUCACAAUAGAUAAUCUUAAGAAAUACCUUAUUAUAAGUAAAGACAGAGAAUUUUACAUAACAAUAGACGAAUUAGAUUGCAAAGAAAUUGGAGAAGUUAAAAUAUGCAAACCAUUGCCAUUAAAAAGUAUUUACAUCAAAAGUUGCGUAAUAAAUCUAUUUUUGAAACAAUCUGAUAAAGAAUGCGAAUUUAGAAAAAUAGACGCAGAUUUGGAUAUCAUGCACAAAAUUAAUAACUUACAAUUACUCACUGUAAAUACAAUGGAAACAAACGUAGAAUGUAAAUGUAAUAAAAGCAAAGAGAUAAAAAUUAUUGGAACAAAUAUACUUAGUUUUACAAACGAUUGUUCAAUACAUAGCGUAACGCAUGAUUAUCUGCCAGAAAAAAUAGCAUUUGAAAGUUUUACUAAAAGAGAUAGAAUCAUAGAAUUAGAAGAUUGUUGUACCAUUUUCAAUAUAAAGGAUAUCAAACAAAGUGAAAAUAGGAUCGGGAAACUCUCUACAGAUAACGUUCACGAAAUUAAAGAUUUAACACUAGAAUUAGUCGAACAAGCCAAUUUUUGGGACAAAGCAGUCCAACCAAUUCCUAAAAUCAUACGUAGAAAUUCAAUUGUAUCCUCUAUCAUCGGUAUAGUAGUCCUGGUCGCUAUAGCAUUUUCCAUAUAUAAAUGUGCAAACGGUAAUUUGUCCAUCACCAUAUUCAGAAGUUGUUUCAAUCGAAAAAAUAGAAUCCGAAAACUGAAUAAAAUAGAUAAAAAUGUCGUGGCGUACAAUAGAAGCGAUGAAGAUAUUAGAAUAGAGCCUAUUGUUCCCAUAUCCUUAGAAUCUAGCAACGAAAAUACUAGACGCAUAAGGAGCAGAUACUUGUAAAAGUUCGAGGACUAACUUCCUUUAUAAGGGGGAAGAUGUCAGGUGCAAUGCCACUGUGAGAAAAUUUCGUUCUCACAACUCAGUUCCCAUAACAAAUCUAACUUCUAAGACAACAAACAAAUGUACACAAUCAAAACAUUGAUUGGUUCUCAAAACAUUCGGCUACAAAUUGCAACCUAGCAUCUUAUCCACCUGACUAUAAAUAUAAGUCGCUUGAUUAUAAUUACGCUUUUUCUGUCUAGUUCUCGUCUCGUGGAGACAUUAUAAUCAGAUAAAAUAAACUACUAUAUAUAAUAAAACAGUGAUUUUUAUAUUGCAUGAUUUUAUAUUGCAUAUACGCGGAUAAUAAAAUUAUAAUAUCACAAAACAGUGAUUUUUAUAGCAUAUU
This is a messenger RNA of Hermetia illucens (black soldier fly), 3041 nucleotides long. RefSeq lists its product as uncharacterized. The record is from RefSeq and is a predicted model, not a curated record. The transcript has 2 exons. NCBI's taxonomy places the organism in Eukaryota, Metazoa, Arthropoda, Insecta, Diptera, Stratiomyidae. The coding region runs from base 788 to 2653 and encodes 621 amino acids.